Messenger RNA from Carya illinoinensis, 519 nucleotides. RefSeq lists its product as uncharacterized. The coding region runs from base 1 to 519 and encodes 172 amino acids. The record is from RefSeq and is a predicted model, not a curated record. The transcript has a single exon. Lineage: Eukaryota; Viridiplantae; Streptophyta; Magnoliopsida; Fagales; Juglandaceae.
AUGGCAAUAAAAGAGGACGGAUUGUCACAAAGAUGGGAGAGUUUCCAUCUCACUGAAGGUGAGAAUGACGUGAUCCAAAUUUCAGAAGAUACAAUUAAAGGUUCAAAUACAAGAGGAGAACACUGCUUGAUGGCUCUUCUUGUAUAUGAAAAAGGCUAUAAUAGAGAUGCCUUUAAGGCUACUAUGUCAAAAGUAUGGAGGUUGCAGGGAUGCGUGGUUUUCAAAGAAGUUGGUGAUAAUAGAUUCAUCAUGGACUUCCAAUAUCAAGUUGAUAAGGACAAGGUGCUACAUGGCAGGCCUUGGUUUUUUAAUUGUGCACUUAUGGUGAUCCAGGCUUUUGAUGGUGGGAUGACAAUUAAGGAUAUACCUUUCUCUCAUGAGCCUUUUUGGGUGCAAAUUUAUAAUUUACCAUUGAUAGCAAUGACUCAUGAAGUUGGGAUACAAGUUGGAAGGAGAAUAGGAGUAGUGCAUGAGUUGGAUGUAGACAAAGAAGGGUUGGGAUGGGGAAAGUGCCUUUGA